CCCUCUCUCUCUUUCUCUCUCUCUGCUAUGCCUCACCAACUCUGCCAGACCCAAAUACAAUCCUGUAUAUCUUCUAACUCUCAGUUGGGUAUUUUCCACCCUUCGUUUCUCACCACAUCUGUUUCUUGAUUCCAUUUUCUUCACCAUUGUUUUACCCAGCUUCGAGUUGCAUUUAAACUCUAGUGGCAAUUUUCUGUUCUUUUCUCUCUCUUUUUCUUUCUGCUAGAGUUCUUCAAAGCAUUUAAUAUUAUUCUAUUUAGGAGUAUUACCAGCAACAGAAAACUAAGAAAUAAAUUGUGCUUGGCCUUGGGGUCUUAUUCUGCUUCUUUGGGGAUUACAUUUAUUACUUGUCUUGUUUUGUUAGCAUCACUACAUGGAAUGUUGAUAACUGAGAACGAGAAAGAGAGAAUUUAAGGCAUUACUUCCGACUACUUAUUGCUACUAAGCUGUUAUGGAGAGGCUCCAAGGACCAAUUAAUCCCUGUUUCCUAGGAGAGCAUUUGGAAGUGGAAUGCCUAGAACAAGGAUUUGUUAACUCAGAGAGCUUAAGAUUUGGAGAAGAAGAAGAAGAAGAAAUACACUUUUCAAUACCAAGCUUAGAAGACAAAAUGCCAUUCCUUCAGAUGCUUCAAAGUGUAGAAUCCCCUCAACUUUUUGCCUUCAAAGAACCCAACUUUCAGACACUUUUGAGACUGCAACACUUGAAGAAGCCAUGGGAGAUAAACAACAAUCCUUUCGUCCCGGAAAUGGAAACCCAAAUUCAAGCCCUAGAGCUUGAAAGCUGUGUCACCCAUGAAAUACUCGACUUACAUUCACCAGUCAAAUCUGAGACCAAAGACCUCACAAAAAACCCACAUUCAAGUUCAUAUUUUGAAGUUGUCAGCUCCGAGUCCAACCAAGACCAACCAAAAUCAGCAACGGGAGACAAUUGUAUUAGAGGCAACUCUGGCUCCUCACCUCAGAAAAACUUCACAAAAUCCCCUCCUAUUACUAGAGAACGAAGAAAGCGAAAACGAACAAAGCUAGCCAAGAACAAAGAAGAAGUUGAGAGCCAACGCAUGACCCACAUUGCCGUUGAACGCAACCGUAGACGUCAAAUGAACGAUUAUCUAAAUUCUCUUCGCUCUCUCAUGCCUCCAUCUUAUAUCCAAAAAGGUGACCAGGCGUCUAUUAUAGGGGGUGCAAUUGACUUCGUUAAGGAACUAGAGCAACUUCUUCAAUCCCUGGAAGCGCAAAAGAGAAUGAGAAGAGUUGAAGAACGCAACAAUAGUAAUAAUUCAGUGUCAAAGUCCGCAAUGGAAAUCUCACAGGAGGAAUCUGGAAUUGGAUCUGAAGAUGGGAACUAUGGUGAGGAAGUAAAGGCAGAAAGCAAGUCAGGUGCAGCUGAAAUAGAGGUUAACGUAAUACACAAUCAUGUCAACUUAAAGAUUCACUGUUCAAGAAGUCCUGGUCAGUUGUUACAAGCCAUUGUCACCCUGGAAAGUCUUAGAUUAACAGUUUUGCAUCUCAACAUUACUUCUUCACAAGCUUCUGUUCUUUACUCAUUCAAUCUCAAGAUGGAGGACGAUUGCAAGCUAAGAUCAGCGGAUGAGAUAGCAGCAGCAGUUCAUCAAAUGUUCAGCUAA
Durio zibethinus is the source of this 1624-nucleotide messenger RNA. Its product is annotated as transcription factor bHLH67-like. The record is from RefSeq and is a predicted model, not a curated record. Gene Ontology annotation, cellular component: nucleus. NCBI's taxonomy places the organism in Eukaryota, Viridiplantae, Streptophyta, Magnoliopsida, Malvales, Malvaceae. Gene Ontology annotation, molecular function: protein dimerization activity; DNA-binding transcription factor activity. Gene Ontology annotation, biological process: positive regulation of DNA-templated transcription; guard cell differentiation; stomatal complex development.